AUGAUAGCCGGGACCAGCCCAACAUACCCUCCUCCGGAGUACGGACAUGUCCCAGUCAUGGGACUGCCACACCAGUCCUUCUUCCCCAUCUACCCAGAUCCGCUCUCGCAACCCAUGUCGGGGAUUCCCCCCUCACCAGCUCAGCGACCCUCCUACUGCGACCCCCUCACCUUCACCGUCUAUCCACCAUACCCGGUCUCCCCCAUGCCCGUCUUCCAGGACGCCUCCCAGCGCAGAACUCCCCAUAAACCAAGCUACACCUACACCUACACCUACACUCCCACCCCAAUCCCCAUCUACGCCCCGCAAAGCAACGGCAACCCCAGAUCUCCCCCGCGCCGAACAAUUUUCAUCCAAAACCUCAGCCCAGCUACCACCCAAUCCGAGCUACACUCCCACCUCCAAGACGCCGGCUCCAUCGAAUCCUGCGAAGUGCCCCUCGACCCCACCACAGCCCGCUGCAAGGGCUUUGCCCGCAUCACCUUCCGCACCGCCGAAGAAGCCAAACGCGCCAUCGCCCGCUACAACAACACCAUCUUCCUCAACGCAAGGAUCAGAGUCAAGAUCGACCGCGCCGUGCCCUACGCUGCUUCCUACCGCCUAAGUUCCCCGUCCACUGUGCCGGUCACUAUCGUCUCUGCGCCCCAUCCUCCUUCUACCACCUACACUCCCGAGCACACUAUCAUCACCACACUACCAACCGAUGAAUCACCCAAGUCAGAACCUACUAGUACCACCGAAGAAGCCUCGCAGACGAAAUGUCAGCCGGGACCAUUAGUCGUGAACGGAUCAGGGAUCGGUCGGAAGGAGAUUACUACUUGA
This is a messenger RNA of Aspergillus oryzae RIB40, 822 nucleotides long. Its product is annotated as RNA recognition motif domain-containing protein. Bases 1 to 822 code for a protein of 273 amino acids. The transcript has a single exon. The record is from RefSeq and is a predicted model, not a curated record. NCBI's taxonomy places the organism in Eukaryota, Fungi, Ascomycota, Eurotiomycetes, Eurotiales, Aspergillaceae. Gene Ontology annotation, molecular function: RNA binding.